CCUUUUAAUUGGAGCCAGAGCCCUCUUCGUCUCUCUCAUCUAAUCGACUGCGAGGUCUUCAUCGUUGCGGGUUCUUUCUGCCUCCAUCCAAAGAUGUUUGACGAUCAAGACCUCGGCUUUUUCGCCAACUUUUUGGGGAUCUUCAUUUUCAUACUGGUGAUAGCUUACCAUUUUGUGAUGGCUGACCCGAAAUAUGAAGGCAACUGAGGUUUAAUCCAUGUGGUUUUAUUACAACUUCCCAUGUUUAGAUAUUUGACCACUCGGGCAGAACUUUAUGUACUUUGACUUUGAGACUCGUUUUUGCUGGAUAUAAUUUCUUUUAGCACUUGUUAUCAUAUGUCUGCAAAAACUUUUACUUCUA
This is a messenger RNA of Tarenaya hassleriana, 361 nucleotides long. RefSeq names its product dolichyl-diphosphooligosaccharide--protein glycosyltransferase subunit 4A. The record is from RefSeq and is a predicted model, not a curated record. Lineage: Eukaryota; Viridiplantae; Streptophyta; Magnoliopsida; Brassicales; Cleomaceae. The transcript has 2 exons. The coding region runs from base 94 to 207 and encodes 37 amino acids.